AUGGUGUUCAAUCUCCGAACCUUCAGUUUUGCCGAGUCCGUUGAAGAUGAUCCAACACCUCCUAAAAGCUUCUCCAUAAAGGAGCUCCGACGCGCGACGGACAACUUUAGCAGCAACAACAUCGUGGGGUACUUUCUGAGUGGCAAGGUUUACAAGGGGCGCUUGGCCGAUGGUUCACUAGUGUCAGUACACAGAGCAAGCUAUGUCGAUCUGUCAAGCGAGGAGGGAUUCGAAGCAGAAGUGCAAGUGGGAAGCACGGUUUCGACGCACCCAAACGUGCUACGCCUGAGGGGCUUUUGCAGGAUCGAGGAAGAGCUCUUACUGGUCAAGGGGGCUUGCACACCUUCACAUCAAGGCAACAUCAAGAUAUUGCAUCGUCACAUCAGCCCGAGCAAUAUACUGCUGAAUGUGCAUUUUGAGGCCGUGAUAGGAGGAUUUUCGCUUGCUGAGAUCAUGCACGAGAAUAAUGCAGAGGAAGGGACUAUUGUUUGGCCCAUGCGGUCAUCUGAUUCUGGCUCCGAUUCUCGAUCCUAUCAUCGCUAUGAAGAUGUUUAUGUCAAUACCACCAGCUUUUGUGGCACAUUCAUAUAUUGUGCCCCCGAGUAUUUCUUCACAGGGAAGUGCACAGUGAAGAAUGAUGUCUAUGCAUACGGGAAAAUGCUUCUCGAGCUCAUGUCGGGAACCGAUAUUUCAAAACUUAAUUCGUUGGCAGUCGAUGAAGAUCUCAGUUUGGAGAAAUGGAUCGGUGAUCUUAAGAACAAGAACGAGUUGGGAAGGGUGAUCGAUCCCAAUCUGCAGGGGAACUACGUGGAAGAAGAAGCAGAGCGACUAGUCGGAUUUGCAUUGUUGUGCUCACACGUGGAUCCAUCUAUUCGACCAGAGAUGUCUGAAGUGGUUCGAAUGCUCGAAAGCCAGUUUCUUCAGCGGGAUCCUAGUACUAGUACGAGGAGUAGUUGGAGUCAAAGUGAGGGCGACUCAACUCCGUACUACUCUUUCCCUCCUUCUCCUUCUCCUCCUCUGGGGAUUGCUCCAUAA
Messenger RNA from Eucalyptus grandis, 1035 nucleotides. Its product is annotated as somatic embryogenesis receptor kinase 2-like. Gene Ontology annotation, molecular function: protein kinase activity; ATP binding. The coding region runs from base 1 to 1035 and encodes 344 amino acids. The transcript has 2 exons. The record is from RefSeq and is a predicted model, not a curated record. Gene Ontology annotation, biological process: protein phosphorylation. NCBI's taxonomy places the organism in Eukaryota, Viridiplantae, Streptophyta, Magnoliopsida, Myrtales, Myrtaceae.